Oryzias latipes (Japanese medaka) is the source of this 4605-nucleotide messenger RNA. It is a transcript of the gene insyn2b, whose product is annotated as inhibitory synaptic factor family member 2B. Lineage: Eukaryota; Metazoa; Chordata; Actinopteri; Beloniformes; Adrianichthyidae. The record is from RefSeq and is a predicted model, not a curated record.
UAGGCACACACACACAGACCUCGCCACUGAAACCAGGACAUGGUGGAGGGAUAAGCCACCAACAACACAGAAGAGACAGAGUGGGAAACAGUUCUACCAAAUGACUGAUGCCAUUUAAGAGAUAUGUGAGAGUUAAUGAGAAAAAUGCAGCAGGUAUAAACUGGAAUGGGAAUCGAUUAAGGAUAGAGAGAAUGGGAGAGAGGGGAGGAGGGGGGAAAGAGAGGGAGGAAAGGAAGAUCAACGAGCUCUGAGAGCGGCGAGGAUCAGCAGCGACAGAAUGAGACGGAGGGAGAUAGAGAGCGGUGAAGAGGUAGAAGAGAGCGCAGUUGAAGACUGAAGGACUAACAGACACAAGGGAGCCACACUGGGAACACAGGAUAGGAGAAGAAUGAGGACCAAAGAGUGCAAGAGAAGAAUAAAACAGAAAAGUCCAGAGAAGUCAUCUGCUGAGGCACAUCAGUGGGAAACUGGCUGCCAUGUUCUGUCAGAAACUAAAAUAAAGUGGAUUUCGUGUGUGGAUAUUAUCAAUGGAUAAAGAAUAAAGGUUUAUUGAAAACAGGAUUACUUUGACGCCUCCACAGAAAAACAGUUUUAAUCUGUGCUCAAACUCCCUGGGACAAAUAGAAGAACAUUCCAGCUUCCUCUUGGAUAUUAUCCCCUUGAGGUUGGCUGAUGUCACUGCUCACCUCCAUCACUUUCAGCUCCUCUGGGGGCUGAGCCAACCUGCAGGGUAGCAUGGGCAGAAGAGUGGCUGACCCAAACAAUCCUGUGCCAGCUCUGGGGGUUCCUCUGGCAGGGGGGCAAUGGGGCCCGCUGUGCAGUGUUGGGGUGCAGACAUCUCCCAGACUGCGGACUCUCCCGUCCAUCAAACGACACAGCACCCAAACAACCAACAGAAAUCAGCUACUUGCCAUGGCAACCGACAAAACAAAGGAUGCGGAGACAGCAGGAGCAAUCAGAAGUGACAGCACCAGCCCGGCAGUGUCCAAGGAGACAUCUCAGAACGAGAUCAACAGCCUAACACAGGACGACAUGGGAUCACAGGGGUCAGGCGGUGGAGUUUACUGCCAGAUCAAAACCUCACGGACUAAUCCCAAAGACACAAAAGGCAGGAAGGCACCUCGGUAUGCAAAUGGGAGUGUGGUAGCUUCUGAUGUGGUGGGAGGUGUUUGCACUGAAGCCACAGAAAGUAAGGAGAUGACCCAGGAGUGGAGAAGGGUGCAGUCUUUGAGAGGAGAAACCCAUCGCUCAGUAUCAAAGACAGUGAGCGCUCGUACGUCUGCACAAGCCAUUACGCCUCGGCCCUGUCGAGUAAUGACGAAUCCUCCACAUAGCCUUUGUGGGACAUGUGGGAGGAGACGGUCACAGAUCACACCGUGCACAGGCGCAUGCAGCAGGAGGGUGGUCAGUCAAAUCACAGCAAGCCAGACCUUGCCUAAUCCACCACGAAAAGCAUCCGUGGCCGUGACACAGUCUAGGAAAGCCUCUGCAGCUCCGAGCUCUCAGUCAGGCUCAAAAAACUCCCAGACGGUCGAUACACAGCACACAACAGCAAAGGCGGCUCAAGCACCACACCUUUCACACACAAUACCAAAAACCAACAGUUCCCACUCUAACCACACAACACAAGCGCAAAACAAAACAAGAGACUCAAAGAUGACACGGCCGCAUUCUGCCGACUUCACUUAUUACAAAGACUCAGCAACGCAAACAACAGAAACACACCUGGACAAUAACACAGACGCCACCAACAGCACUCACAUGCAAAAGACACAAUCAUCAACGAAAGAGGACGCUAAACUAUAUGCAGCUGAAAAGGUCAUCGACACUUUGUCCCAAACCCACAACGCUGAAAGACUUGUAAAUGAGAAUAUUUCAGCCUGCAUCACCUCCAAGCCUCAAGCAUCUUACUUUCACAAUGACACAAAAUUUAGAAGCACCCCUCCUCUUCCACCACAGCAUCCUUCAAGCAUCCUCAACUGUAAACCAGCCACACCCACAGAGCAAACCAAAGACCAAGACACCACAAACACAUCUGAACAAUCCUCUGAGCUGAUCAAGUUCAAGGACCACACAAAGCAGAAGAGUAAAUCCUUUGAUGACCACAUUCUGCCUUGUAAGACUCAUGUGCAAGCACAAUGCAACGGAGCUCCAGGAGGACUUCCAGAUGGACGUGCAGUGAAUGCACCACGGGGACUGGAGAGGCAGCUCCAGACUGUGGAGGAGAGCUUGCUGUCCAACCACGAGAAGAUAAAGGUGCUCCUCAACGUGAUUCAAGACCUGGAGAAGAGCAAGGCCUUCAGCGAAGGUCGCAAAUCCUACAGAACCGGUCAGGACAUCAACAACUGUUCUACUUGUCAGAAGACAGCCUGCAUCAUCUACAGCGUGGAGCAUGAUUUCAGACAGCAGGAGGGACGCUUCCAGGGGGUAAUGGAGGCCCUUGAGGGGGAAUAUGAUGUACCUGCAACAACUCUGACCAAACCCACAUCAGCUCCAUCGUCCUCCACGCGCCCCAGUACCAAGGCACGUGUCAAGAAACUGCGCAAAAAGUGCUUCUGGUGGCUGUGAAAUAAACUUUCCAUUUUUCUGCAGUUAGUGCAUUCUGCUGUGGAUUACGUCUCAAGACACCUGAGAGGCUCUACUAUAAAGGAAAAAACUAACAUCUCAAGUGGCUGUGCAGUAUAAUUAAGUUUCCUUACUUGGAUGGGACUUUUUUGUGUUCUUUUUUUAAACGGGAUUCUGCUUUGCACCAACCCAUCUCUAAGUCUGACAAAACACAUCAGCGGUGAGGUGGAGGAGAUGGAGUUGCACUUAAGAAGGAAACGAGGACCAAAGCAGCGACAGAAAGUUUCUCAGACUGUUAAACAGGCUUGAAGAGCAGGAUUUACAAAGUAAAGUGAAAUUAAAAACACAGUAGACCGCAUCAGACCUAUAACACAUAGAUGAAAAGGCUUUGAGACACUGGAUAACAGAUGUGUCUGUUGUUUCAAACUUUUACAAAGCAACUUUCUAUACUCAUGGAUGGAUGUUUAUGAAGAAUUUUGUUAAAGUAUUACAACACCAAGCAGGAAACUUAAAUUUAUUUGAAAGAUACAAGGACUAAACUGCUUGAAAUGUUAUUUUUGAUGGCUUGGCUGCCAAACUCUGAAUGUAGCAAAAAAUGAAUUCUAUGGGACUUUUCAGUAGAAAAGAAGAACUGAGAUGGCUCUUUGGAUCAUCAACAGUUUGCAAAGCAAAGUGGAGAAUGUACUUUGUUAUCAUGUUAGCAGACAUAGUGCUGGGCAGCUGAUCAAAGAUCGAGUACUUUGGACGCAGAUUCUGUAAAUGUCGGCUGCGAAAGUCUUUUUUUCUUCCUUUCUGACCAGAAUAGAAGUGUUUUCUGUAACAUCAAUCUUGUUUAAAUGAUGCUCAUACUCUCUCUUUCUCUCAUACACACGCACCUACAUACAUGUGCAAAAACAUGCUCAAUAAAGGAACAAAGAAACUUUAGAUCACAAAUGUAAACAUAUUGAGACCUGCAAGGACGCAGCCAUUUACAUUACUUUUUGGGUCAAAAAGGUGUUACCAUGAUCCAAGACAAACUAGUGGUAGACAGCGUAACAUUAGAGUAGUAAAUAACAAUUCAUUUUAAAGUAGCUUAAAUGUAACAAUAUUUGUGAAAUUCUAAUCAGAUUACAAUCAUAAUUUUGGUCUCAUUUGAACAAAUUGACUAUGAUGUGCGGAUAUAAAAAUUCAUGGCUUUUACAACAGGGAUAACAUAAGGGUUUGCUUAAAAAAGUCUUGAUUACCUCAAAAAGAAGAAAAAGUUUAAGAAUGUAUUUGAAGUUGGCAUCAUUCUUUAAACACAGGAGUUAGACAAUUGUAUGCUGAAACUGACUUAUUCUGGGAUCAUAUUUCUUUAAAUGAAGUGACUGGUUUGGUAGAAUCCUAUGAAAAAUGUCCAAUAUUGCUGAAUUAAGAACUUAUACAUUGAAAAUAAAGACCAAAAACAGUCAUCUGGCCAUUGAAAAACAAAGAAAACAGUAAAUGUUUACAGCAAUGAAUUCACUAUAAAUCUUUUUUCAGCAUUCAGGUAGUAAUUUUUAGUAGUUGCUGCAUUAAGCAACGGUCAUAAAUACACAAUAUGAGUCAACAAAACCCUUCCAACUUAAAAUAAAAACUAAAAUAUUAAUAAAAAGCACACACUUAAUAAAAUGUUCAAACCCAAUUAGAAGCAAAACAGCGAGCUGUGUUAAACUACAAAAAAUGUGAUUAAUCAAAACUUACACAGCAUACUUUCUUUGUGACCUUAUUCUGUUCUAUAUCCAAACAGUUUUUAUUUGUUUUGUUUUUUGCACAGGCACAUCAUUGUACAAGAAUUCCUCCACAGCACUUUAGAGCAUAACUACUAAUCUCAUAUGAGCCUUUCAGUAUCCCCUGCUGAUAUUUCGCCCCCUAUUAGAGUCCAUGAUGGCACUACAAUUAGUAAUUACCCAAUCUAUAUUCAAAACGUCUUAGCAUUUUCAGAAGCUGUCCCUUGAAAAUGUGUGACCCUCCUAGAAGGCCUUCUCCUGAUCUUCCACAUGUAUGUGCAAUAAAAGUGUAUUUUAAACAAAGAAAAAAAAA